This is a messenger RNA of Talaromyces marneffei, 867 nucleotides long. RefSeq lists its product as uncharacterized. The coding region runs from base 1 to 867 and encodes 288 amino acids. The record is from RefSeq and is a predicted model, not a curated record. NCBI's taxonomy places the organism in Eukaryota, Fungi, Ascomycota, Eurotiomycetes, Eurotiales, Trichocomaceae. The transcript has a single exon.
AUGCUCUCGUCCCUGUUUCUCAUGGCCUUUUUCGCCGCCGUCGCCACGGCCAAUCGGCUCGCCGGAAUGUAUCAAGCUCUUUUCUUUUAUCAAGUCUACAGACUUGAUGUCGAUGCCAACGGCCUCGAGAACUGUCAUAUGGCACCCUCUUGUCGUCUAAACAACGAUGUUUGCGAUCUCGAGACUUUUAUGAGGAAAGUCUCGCUUGUCAAGCCCAAACCACUUUUCUUCAACGGUGAACCCGUGAUUGAUCCAGCGACAAAUAGACAAUUCGAUUUCAACGAUCCUGAUUUUGAUCAAGUUAACUGGGAUCUUGUUGGCGAGGGAGAUGAUCUCGGCAUCUUUACCACAGAGAUGCAAAAAUCUGAUUUCAAGGGCGAUAUCAAAAACGACGUAUUGUUCAAAGAUUGGGGGGGCCAGAACAGUUUUGAUGGGGUCAUGAGCAAAGCAGAGGAAAUUACCAAAAACGCAAUCUCUAAAUUGAACGUCGACGGUAGGGAGCCUGCCCAGGGUGUCAUAAAUAGGAUGCUUGCUGCGAUUCAAACUCACGCAACUGCUCGACAAAUCGAUCUGAUGAAGUCACUCACCAGCGAACUUACCUUGUUCCUGCAGUUGAAUGGAUUCUCGGCCGUAUUGACAGAUCCGAUUGAAAAACCACCAAUAGCAACUUAUCAAGAGUUGGAUAUCGAUGGUACUAUCCGCGAAAACCAGGGUAAGACUGGUUUCAAUACGGAAUUCGAGCUGACACUAAGGACCUUUAUUAUAAACAAAGUGAAAGCAACUGGGAGACCGAAAACACAUCUCAACACUGUUUUAAAAGCGCUGAGUGUGUACAAAAAUCUGGCUGAGGUCUGCAAUGCCACAUGA